GUUUAGUUUCACUUCCGCCUUACGCUGCUGCCUGUAGCCUGUGUUAGCAUCUUAAAAAAAAAAAGCACACACUUCAGGCGUCCUCCAAGAAAACCUGUUAACUGUCCUGGACAACAAAAAUAAUAAUAAUAGCGUAAGCUUAGCUUUCCGAAAUCCAGCAAGGUUUAAUUGAUAUGGUUUGCACGAUACAAAUUCGGGUUGGUGCUAAUUAAGUGAACCAGGAAGCGACGUUAGCGUGAGGAAGCUCAUUGCAACUUAUUCUGGCUACAAUUUAAACAGCCAGCUCGUAUUAAACAGGAAACAGACGGGUCCCCCCCACUGGUUUACAGCAAAAGAAGCCAUGAAGCUUUUCAGAAUUGCCAGACGAGGUUACGUCUUGUUGUGGGCCCUUUUGGCUCAGCUGGUGCUUUGUAGAAGCGGUGUGUUCGCUGGGGACGGCACCAAGGCCUGCGUACUGGCCCACGAAACGGCGUCUGAAAGGAAGGUCCUUGAUCGACUUGAGCCACUGGCCUUCAAGAACCUGACGGUGGAGAGCAAAAACGAGAAGGAUAGCUACACGUACGUGUUCCAGCUGUGCGGAGACGCAGGGGGUGUUCCCGGAGCCGGGGUCAUUCAGAAGAACAUGAAAACGCCGGAAAAACCGAUUGUGACAAAUAUUGGCUCAUAUAAAGCGACCAAGGCCAUCGGAGGCAGUGACUGGGUGAUGCUGAUCUACGAACAAGGCGACAAAUAUGAUAGCCACUGCCAAAAGGAAGCCAGAAAGGCCAUUAUUAUGAUCUCCUGCAGCAAAAACACAGAUGUGGGUGCGUUGGAAGUGAUCCUUGAAGAAAAUGAAAGGGACACUGAUUGCUUUUACCUCUUCGAGCUGGACUCCAGUGCCGUGUGUCCUCCUGUUGAAUCCCGGCUCAGUGCUGGCUCCAUAAUACUCAUCAUCAUUUUCUGCCUUGUGGCGGUUUACCUCAUUGGAGGUUUCCUCUACCAGCGGCUGAUUGUCGGAGCCAAAGGGAUGGAGCAGUUCCCUAAUUAUGCUUUCUGGGUGGAAGUUGGGAACCUUACAGCGGACGGCUGCGACUUCGUGUGCCGCUCGAGAAACCGAGACGAAGCUCCAGCUUACAGAGGAGUGACCACCGAUGCUUUAGAGGAAGAGCCAGAAGAGAGGGACGACCACUUACUACCUAUGUGACCUUAGUAUGUCAGGAACGUGACAUACAGAUUCCCUGUGUGCGGCGGGUUACACUUUGCAAGCUUAGAUAAAGUUGCUGGUGCACACAAGUUUGUUUUCUUUACCUGGAUUAAGUCAGUCCCCUGUUGAAACCUUGCUUGUAUUCUAGACUUGUGCCUCCAAGAAGGACCUGGUACCUAAAAGGCAGAUGGUCGUGUCUCCUUUCCUACACAAAACAUUUCAGCUUCAAUUGUACAUCACACAAAAGAGUGGUUCACACAUUAGACAUAUUUUUUUUUUUUUUUUUUAAAGUGAGCAGUCUGUGGAAGUCUUACGUAAAAGGGAAGACAGUAAUUUCCAUGUGACACAAAUUGAGUGGUAACCAGUGUUUCUGCUUAACUGAUGACGGAUGUUGUCUGAUUGCGCAAGCAGCACCGAGCUGUUUCUCCGUUUAGUUAGUGCUUUACUGCAGGCUGCACAAGAUAAGUGUCUAUGCUUGUGUAAACGGCGAGUUUGACCGAAUCGUGAAUGUACAUUUUCCGCUCUGAGUACAGUAGGAGAGUACAGCCUUGCUGCACAUGUAGAGAGCAGUGCAAAAAAAAACAAAAAACAAAUCUUAUGCAAAUCUAUUAGUCUAUUUUAUGUUUUAGUUCCCCCCCCCCCCCUUAAAGUACAAAGAAAGGUUUUUACGUAUGUCAUAUAUUUUGUUCAAUAGUUAUCACUGUAAGCCGACAGUGACAGAUUUUACAUCUAAAAGGUCAAAAAGGUGUAUAUCAUUUAUUUAAAUUAAAUUGUUCUCCAACUUAAUGGUGAAGGAUAAUUCAAAACUGUUUAUAGAGCACCGACCAUAAUCUUUCGCACCCCUGAUACAGAUGUGUAAAAAAGGAAAAGAAAAAAAAAAGCUAAAAAUGAAUUUAUACUUUAUUACAGAACUAUAAUCCUGGUAGAAUCCAACAUUUUAUCCAAGCACAUUUAUUCAGUUUAUAAAUUUUUAACUAAAUCACCAGUGACUCAAUAAGGGGUUAAACUGUAAGUUUCUGUUAAAUAAAUUAAACAUUUACUUUUUAAAGCUGAUCAGAGGCACCCUUUAGUAAUGUUAUUUUCUAUAAUGCUAUUAUAUGUAUAUGUAGGACUCCUGUAAUUUAUGUUGCAUGCGUAGAAUUCAGGUGAAUGAUGAGGAGGGUGGAAGAAUUCCCAAAGAUGAGUCUUAGAUGACAAUAAUAAGGUGUCGUUAGUCUGUAUAAAAACCAUUAGACGCUGGCUACAUGCCAGACUUUUUUUUUUUUUUUGUGUGUGUGUGUGUGUGUUGAAAUAUUCCAGAGAACAAGCCUUUCCUAUCAUACCAUCACAAAUGUAAACGUGGGUAUUGCAGAUCUCUGCUGGGACCUUAACUGGAACUGUGUGCUUUAUUCAGAUUAGAGUAAAAUGAAAUGCCCACUAUUAAGUAUGGUGGAGGAACUGUGAUGCUGUGGGCCUGCUGUUACACAGUCCUACCAUGCACUUCGUUUGGGUGCAUGAUAUCACAAACUCUUUGAAAUGCCAUGUAAUUUAAAAUAAAACAUCUGGUGGCUAAGAAUGGGUUUUCCUCGUCUCUUACAGCAGGAAAUUGAUCAGUGGCGGCUCUCCCAGCAGGAAAGCCGAGAGAUGUCUACUCAGCUGACUGCAUACCCCUGAAAGCAAUAAAAAAAACUUGUUUAGGCCACAACUAAAGGAUUAUUUUCUUUAUUUUUUUUAUCUUGCGCCCAUGCAGCUCUCUUUCUAAUGUGGCCAUUUGCAAAUGCUUGAAUUGGGAACCACUCAUAUGGCCAGUUUAAAAAAAAUCCAAUGAUGCUGAUGAGACAAGAUUUGGCCAAAUAAACACAGAAGUGGUUUACCAGACAAAAGUCACCUUGGCCAUCUCAGCUUCUAGGCCUAAUGCCUUUAGCAAAACUGGAGUGAGCUGAAAACGUAAAAGAAAGGCCGCGGGAGUCUGGAUGAUCUGAAAUUGUGUAAAAAGGAUCUGACAAUGCCCCGAUUUUGUGAAACUUUAGAGACAAGCGCUUUUCUGUUGGCAGAGUAUUCACUGCAGGCCUACUGAUAAUUGUGUCACUGGUUAAUUUUGUUAAAAAGUUAUAAGAAUUUCUCUACUGAAUAAAUGUUCUCGGAUUGAAGUUCAUCCAUCCAUCCAUCCAUUUUCUGACCCGCUUAAUCCCUCAUGGGGUCACGGGAGUUGCUGGUGCCUAUCUCCAGCGUUCACUGGGCGAGAGGCGGGGUACACCCUGGACAGGUUGCCAGUCUGUCGCAGGGUGGAUUGAAGUUCAUAUGAAUCUUAAUAUUUCAAUGUGAAAUUGCUAAUGUGAUAAAAGAUUAAUCCGUUUACAGAGUUUUUACCAAUCUCUAUCAGUGGUGCCAAUAAAUGGCACUGUAUAUGAUAUCCUCCAUUAACUGAAAUGUGGGUAUACUGUCUAUUAUUGUAUUUUGAUAUUAUGAAUGAAAAUUAGCUGCACCAAUGUCCAAUACUCAGUGUUUGGACUCUUUCCUGACUGCUGAAACUGUAAUUGUUAACCUAAACACCAGAAGCAGUUGUACAGUUACCUACUUUUAUUUUUCUGUUCACUUGCGUUUGACCAAAACCUUCUUGCUGCAGUUUUUGCUUCUAUUGUAAAACGUAUGGACUGGCAGUGAAAGCACCUUUCUUUACUCUUUAUUACUAUAAUAUAGUUGUAAAAUGUUAUUUUUGAGGAUAUCAUUCAUAAGGUUUAUAAGAUUUUUACAUACAUUUAAAUAUAAACAAUGUUGAAGACUAAAGUAGGGUGUUUCUGAGUUUCACCACAUAAGUUAGUAAAAGUAGGUGGAAACAAUGACAUUUCCCUGCUUUAUUUUGUAUCUGUCACAAUAACGUUUACUUGCAUUCACUUAUUUUCCUUUGUUCUGUGAAUUGUCUCCCAUAUUCUCUGAUGAAAAAUGGUUUCACUUGUGUUUGAAGUAAAUAAAAAUGCAUCCAGGUCUGA
Molecule: messenger RNA, 4152 nt
Organism: Fundulus heteroclitus (mummichog)
Lineage: Eukaryota; Metazoa; Chordata; Actinopteri; Cyprinodontiformes; Fundulidae
Gene: m6pr
Product: mannose-6-phosphate receptor (cation dependent)
Exons: 7
Coding region: 341-1183 (280 amino acids)
Biological process (GO): protein targeting to lysosome
Cellular component (GO): endosome; trans-Golgi network; Golgi apparatus
Molecular function (GO): protein domain specific binding
Source: RefSeq, a predicted model, not a curated record